AUGCUUGCUCUGGUGACCGUGGGCUUUCUGCGUGUUUACUUGGCGCUUGGCUUCACUCAUCAGACAAACUCGCGGGGCCAUUUUGUUCAUGUCGGAGCACAGGAUACAGAAGCACUCCUUAAGCUUCAACAAGAGCUUUUGGACAAGGCCCAGGCUGCCGUGGAGGCCCAGCAGGCCCAGGAUGGACUGUCUGAUCUAUCGACCACGGCAUCCACACCCCAGUUUACAACUAGAGAGAGAGAGAGAGAGAACUUAAGAGCGAGAAAGAGCAAAGACACAAAGGAAAAGUACAACGACCACAGAGAGAGAGAGGAAUUGGUUGAGAGAGAGAGAGAGAGAGAGAGAGAAGAGAGAGAGAGAGAGAGAGAGAGAGAGAGAGAGAGAGAGAGAGAGAAACACACACACACUUUCACACACACACACACACACAUCGAGAUGGCAGCGACGUCAAUGAUGGCAGCAUCUGUGGUGGUGCUGGGUUUGCUUCUGGGUCUGGUGGCCCCGGGCUGGGGUGCUGAUGUGGCGGAGUCGGAAAUGAUGACGUAUACGGUGGAGCACGAUUAUGGUCAAGGGUUUCAUCUGCGGGGCACCGUGAAGCCAAAGUCAAGCACGAGCAUGCAUGGCGUCAUGGACCAGGACCUGGGCGAGAGCGACGCGCAAAGCCUUUAUGACCUGGCGCAGGCCAAUGGGCUCUAUCGCGUUCGCGUGACCUCUGAGCGUGGGGAGCACAAGUCCAUGGCAGAGGGCUUUGUACCCGCCGCUGCUCUUUACCAGUCGGGCUUUCAAGACACACUCCGGCUCUACGUGAACCGCGAAGGCUUUGUCCAAAGCAUUGCGCUGACGGCCCGGGGCGGUCAAGAGGGACAGGAUACCCUGCGCAAAAAGAAGCAAGUGUUCAAGACGUCGGUGCUCCUGACUCGACCCACCACGGGCUCGGUGCCGGAUACUGAGCCUUUUGUUCGAGAGCAAACCCGCCGCUUGACCAAGGAGGAGCGCCCCGAAGAGCAACAGGGCUUCUUCAGCAAAUACUGGAUGUACAUUGUGCCGGCCAUGCUAGUCUUCCAGCUUCUCACCUUUAAGAUGCCCGAGGAUAAGAAUGGUGGUGCCGCUGCUGCGCCCGCGCGUCGCUGA
Molecule: messenger RNA, 1131 nt
Organism: Monosiga brevicollis MX1
Lineage: Eukaryota; Choanoflagellata; Craspedida; Salpingoecidae
Exons: 10
Coding region: 1-1131 (376 amino acids)
Source: RefSeq, a predicted model, not a curated record